AUGACAGAAGUUUUGCCCGUUGAAGAGGCUCGGCAGGAUCGCAUAGAAACUAUUUUAAGAGGCUUUCAAAUAAAUUGGAUGAACCUUCGUGAUGCAGAUACAGGUAAAAUACUGUGGCAGCACAACGAAGACAUGUCCAAUCCCGACAUGGAGCACGAGGCUAGAGUCCCGAAGCGGAUACUCAAGUGCCGCGUGGUCUCCCGUGAGAUGAACUUCAGCUCCGUGGAGACUAUGGACCGGUUUCGGCUGGAGCAGAAAGUGCUAUUCAAGGGUCGCUGCCUGGAAGAGUGGUUCUUCGAGUUUGGAUACGUCAUACCGAAUUCUACCAACACGUGGCAGUCCAUAAUUGAGUCCGCGCCGGAAUCGCAGAUGAUGCCCGCCCAUGUAUUGAACGGCAACGUGGUCAUCGAGACGAAAUUCUUUGACGGCGACCUCCUUAUUACCACUUCGCGAGUGCGCCUCUUCUACGUG
This is a messenger RNA of Iphiclides podalirius (scarce swallowtail), 471 nucleotides long. NCBI's taxonomy places the organism in Eukaryota, Metazoa, Arthropoda, Insecta, Lepidoptera, Papilionidae. The record is from the annotation of a GenBank genome assembly.